AUGUCGUCUAGAGACCAAGAGCCAAUAGUACCACAGGGUUGGAAGGCCGUUUUCGACGAACAGUAUCAAACGUGGUUUUAUGUUGAUUUGAAGACGAAGAAGUCUCAGUGGGAACCACCUGCUGGCACCACGUUCCCAGGCGACGAGAAGGAUGGUAUGGGACUUCCACCGUACAGCGCUUCUGAUGAGAAGGCCAAUAAUAAAGGCGAUAGCAAGGGCAAGUCCACCAGCGGCGGAUCAGGCCCAUAUUCUUCAUCACAGGGACGCGGCCAACAGCGAAAUGGCCAGUCCAACCAAGGUGGAUACAACCAGGGCUAUCAACAAGGAUACCCUCAACAGGGCUACCAACAAGGAUACCCUCAACAUGGCUAUCAACAGGGCUACCCACCACAGGGAUACCAGCAAGGAUACCCUCAACAAUACCAACAGCAACCAGUUUACUACCAGCAACAACAACAACAACAACAUAACCGCUCCAGGAUGGGCGGGCUUGGAGGUGUUGCCGCCGGUGCAGGUGCUGGUUUGCUUGGUGGUAUGCUCUUAUCUUCUGCCAUGCAACCGGACGUUGUGGUCAACAACUACGGGGACGACUACUACGGUGGAGACGACUUUGGUGGAGGCGACUUUGGUGGUGGUGGUGAUUUCGACUUUUAG
Messenger RNA from Williopsis jadinii, 654 nucleotides. RefSeq names its product Wwm1p (gene WWM1). The record is from RefSeq and is a predicted model, not a curated record. The transcript has 2 exons. Bases 1 to 654 code for a protein of 217 amino acids. Lineage: Eukaryota; Fungi; Ascomycota; Saccharomycetes; Phaffomycetales; Wickerhamomycetaceae. Gene Ontology annotation, molecular function: protein binding.